This is a messenger RNA of Cherax quadricarinatus, 2266 nucleotides long. NCBI's taxonomy places the organism in Eukaryota, Metazoa, Arthropoda, Malacostraca, Decapoda, Parastacidae. The record is from RefSeq and is a predicted model, not a curated record.
AACACUCGGUCAUUAUAGGACCGUCAGGAGAUAUUGGCCUGUACCUACUCCUUCCUGCUGGCUUCAGGGCGUAUCAGAGACAUAUGUCCCCUCAAGGAUUGUUCCUUGAUGUUGCACUGGACGGCCGGGCUCGAUACGGCGUAUGCUGUCAGUGGCCCUGAAACCCAACAGAAGAACAACAACAACUCGGUCAUUAUGAGUUUCUUCACUUGCAAGGUCACUAGUCUUCUUAAAACUGGAGCAAUAUGUGGCUGUAAAAGGAACUAUGCUACAGUCUCUCCCUCACACCUGGAGGCAGGAUAUUUUAAACCACAGAGAGUGCUCAUUCUAACAAAGCUUUCAAGAUAUGAAUUUGAGAAGCGUCGUCACCCAGAACUGACUGAGCGUCAACUAGAAAAAUGUCUCCAAACAAGAGGUUCAGACUAUAAUAUACUUUUGUAUCAUCAUUACAUUCAUAAGGGUGUCGAGAAUACGGUUAACAGUGUCUUCACUGCUGCUGGCAUUGAGACAAGAACUGUAUAUCGGUUUGACUACUCCGAUCCCAAUAUUAAUUGGGCUGAUGUUAUCGUAACAACAGGUGGUGAUGGGACAUACUUACUCGCAGCUUCCAAAAUUUUAGACAGAAACAAACCUCUUAUUGGGUUUAACUCUGAUCCAACAAGAUCAAAAGGACAAUUGUGUCUCCCACAAAAAUAUUCUGUUGAUGUCAAAGAGGCUCUUGACAAGCUGUUGAAGGGAAAAUUCCGAUGGACCUUCAGAAGCAGAAUUCGUGUCACUCUAAUUGGUGAUGACAUUUAUAAACCACCUGUGGAGCUUCAUGCCCAGCAGCUCCACUACCAUGAGUACAGGUACCUGGAUAUGGAGCCUCACUUACGGACAUUAAAGGAUGAUGUACCUCUGUGCAGUGAGACUGGCAUGGCAAGGAGAGUACUUCCAGUCUUGGCUCUUAAUGAGGGUCAUCCUGCCUUGGUGGGAGAUGGCCAGUAUGUUGAAAAACAAAAGAAUUAUAACAAGAGCCACCUUGAGAAAAAUAAAAAUUAAUACUUAUACUUUUUUGGCCCACCCUAUUGUAUAUACAGUUCUGUAUAGUAUAUAACAUAUAUGUAUGCCCUUUAUUUUUCCUUUGCAUGUGUACAGUUAAAAUAUUUCACAUGACACCAGUCAUAAACUUACCUGUUGCAUAACAAACUUAUAUGAAUGAAAUUUCAACUUAUAUUUUAUGGUACAGUAUAAAAGAUUGUAUACUGUAUGUAAUAUAAUUUUGCUAGAUGUCUAAAAUUCUCCCAAGUUAUUACUAACUAAAAUACCUAAUGUAAUAGGUUUUCUGCAUUAUUAACUAGUGCUUCUCUCGUCUUGCAGGAGUCACAGAAUUUAUUGAAAAAAUUAAGUUUCAUAUGUAUCAGACAAAUAGUAAUGUAUUUUAAAAUUGCAGUCGGCUAUUUACUCAAGUGUCAGUAAUCGACUUGCAAUGACAAAGUUUUUGUGUGUGUGUUUUUGAUGCUCUACAGUUCUGUAAAAAAAAAAAAUAAUUAAAAACUUUUGAGUUUAAGGGUUAAUGUGAAAACUGUGAGCUGUGUAAAUUUUUUUUACCAAAAACUUGAUAUUCAGGCAAACUUGACUUUUUAUUGAAUAAGAAUACUAGCAUGGAAUUUUUGAAAUCUGAAUUAUAGAAGCCAAAAUGGCAGACUUCUUUGAAUAAUUUAAUAUACACUGUAUAUAAAAUAUAUGCUCUUUGUUUUAUCAUACAAUUUAAUGCUUUACAUGACUUGCAUUGACAAUACAAGUGCAUCAUAAUAGUCUGUACUACUAAACGAGCUUGUGUAGUUGUUGACAGCCUCAUCAACAUUAAUAUCUAUGCACUGCCACGUUAUCAAGUAUUUUGUGUCAGUGUUUAUAUUGGCUCUUCACUAUUGUACUGCUUCUUAAUUAGCUAUGUGUCCUCCCUGUAUUAGGAAAUAACUCGAUUCAUGAAGAAAUGGCCAUAGGUCUUUUCAGAUUUUCUGUGGCUCCAUUACCUUUUGAACUACGUACUCUAUAAGAAGUAUCAAGGAGUGCGAUAAUUUCAGCUCUAAACCCUGAUAAAAAAAAAGGCUUUAAAGCACUAUUUUUAAUGCACAAACAAUACACAUUAAAUAUUUUGAGGAAAAAUCAGAUUUAUUUUAAUAUAAAUACAUUAUUAAAUCUUUGAGUCACCUCUUCAUGAAAAAUAUAUACUGCAUUAAAAAUGUGUUCUAAGGAUGUUUUAGAACAGAGUUUAGAUGUUGAC